Cantharellus anzutake is the source of this 633-nucleotide messenger RNA. RefSeq names its product cytochrome b5. Bases 66 to 581 code for a protein of 171 amino acids. The transcript is spliced from 5 exons. The record is from RefSeq and is a predicted model, not a curated record. Gene Ontology annotation, cellular component: membrane; endomembrane system. NCBI's taxonomy places the organism in Eukaryota, Fungi, Basidiomycota, Agaricomycetes, Cantharellales, Hydnaceae.
ACUUUGUUGACAUGUGAUCUUGGUCAGUCCCCAACAGGUUCUUCACAACUCCGGUAACUCUUGCAAUGGAUUACAUCUUGUCAACGCUGAAGGAGACACCUAUCAACGUUCUUCUCUGGCUGCCCAUCGCAUACCUUACGUACGAUAUUCUCUUCCCUCGAUCGUCGGUCCACUCCGGAUCCUCGGUUCCGACGUCUUACGAAGAGGCUUAUGUGUGGAAGCCAAAAACGCACCCUCCUGCAACAUUGUUCAAGAAAUAUUCGCCUAUAACCCUCUCAGAGUUUAACGGGACUAAGAAUCCGAAGAUAUUGUUAGCUAUCGACCGUGUGGUAUAUGAUGUGACAGCUGGGAAGACGUUUUACGGGCCGGAUGGGCCGUAUGGUAACUUCGCCGGACGAGAUGCAUCAAGAGGAAUGGCGAAGCAAUCCUUUGAUCUAGAAAUGUUGACCCCAGUUGACGCGCCAAUUGAUCCACUGACGGAUCUCACUGAUAGCGAAAGGGACAACAUGAGAGGGUGGAGUGAUCACUUCACGCACAAAUACAUGACUUGCGGCGAGCUCGUCGAGAAUGACCAAUUAUAAUGUCUCAUAGAAUGCCGAUUUUUAAGUCAGGUCUAAACCUUGAUUAUUUUAA